Messenger RNA from Dendroctonus ponderosae (mountain pine beetle), 1293 nucleotides. RefSeq names its product SET domain-containing protein SmydA-8 (gene SmydA-8). The record is from RefSeq and is a predicted model, not a curated record. Lineage: Eukaryota; Metazoa; Arthropoda; Insecta; Coleoptera; Curculionidae. Gene Ontology annotation, molecular function: protein binding.
GAAGGAACAUUUGCGCCCCUGUAAAAACUCCUGCGGCCUGGACGUUUGCAGCGAAACGUGCCAAAACUCAUCCUCUCAUUCAAAAGAAUGCAAACUGAUAGGAGAAUGCACGCAGAAACGAAGCAAUGUUUCCGAUCAAUUUAGGCAGGAUUUAUAUGAGAAUCUAACGCCGCUAAGGAGUUUAUUUCUGGAUGAGUGUGAAAAGGACGUCGUUUCAUGCUUAAUAGCUCACGAUCGGGAGGAGCAUGGGCAUGAAAUUGAAGCUUUGAAAAAUAAGCUCGGGUUCGAAUUUACAGAGGAAGACGAGAUAUUUUUAAGAUUUGUUUGCUGCGUCAUGGACGCAAAUGCCUUCGAAGUGAUAGUAGGCAAUGAAGAAAAUACCAGCAGUGUUAGAGCCCUAUACCCUUUGGGAAGUUUGGCUAACCAUUCAUGCAUCCCCAAUACCCUCCAUGUGUUCAAUGAUGAGCAGCAAAUGGUAGUGAAGGCCACUACAUUUAUUCAAAAAAAUGUCGAGCUUUUCCACUCAUACACCCGCAUUAUCUGGGGAACCACCACCCGUCUGUACCACUUGCACAAAACAAAGCAUUUCAUUUGCAAAUGCGCCCGAUGUGAAGAUCCCACAGAGUUUGGUACGUAUAUGGGGUCGGUUCUCUGCAAACUAUGCAGAGGGAUUGUGAGUUCAACAAAUCCAGAAAAAGCAUUUGCUAGAUGGCAGUGCCAGGACUGCAAAAAUUUGGUCUCUGGACGCGAUGUAGGGCAAUUAACCGCGUUAUUGGGAUCAAUUCUUCGCAAUGUAGAAAGCAACGAUUAUCCAUUUAUGUACCGGCUUCUUAAUGGGAAGCUCAAGUCUGUGGUUCCAGAAAACAACCAAGUAGCUGUUGAACUCAAGUAUAAAAUCGUUUGGAUAUUAGGGUAUAAAGUCGGUUAUAUGUGGGGCGAACUAACACUCGAGCAGCUAAAAAUCAAAGAACAGAUCUGCAAAGACAUUCUAGAGCUUUUGGAGAAGCUACGAUGUGGCCAAAGUAAAAUGAGAGGAUUGCUGCUGUAUGAGCUCUGUUGCUGUAAACGAGAAACUAUAAAUAGGACCAACAACUGCAAUCAGAACUCGAUUCCUGUAGAAAUUCGCGAUUUGCUAUCUGAAGCGGCCUCGAUCCUGCAAUACGACACAUCAGCUCCAGAAGAAAUUAAACAGAUCUGCCAGAACAACAAACCUCAUCCAAACAAAAUACUGGCUGUUUAGCUUGUGAAUUGUUUAUAUAAACAAACUCGUAAUAUAUUCUAUAAUGUAUAUUA